Messenger RNA from Anolis sagrei ordinatus, 1033 nucleotides. Lineage: Eukaryota; Metazoa; Chordata; Lepidosauria; Squamata; Anolidae. The record is from RefSeq and is a predicted model, not a curated record.
GGUAUAAGUCCUAAUAAAUAAAUGAAAAACUUAAUAAGAAAUCAUAAGACAAAGCACAUCUGGAAAUGCAACUGAAUUUGGCCUUGCCUGAUGGAUGAAACUUGUAAGAAUGGAAACUCAACAAAUCAAUAAACGGGCUUGUCCUGCACUUGCCAACUCUGACAAGCUACUUGAGACUUCAGCAGAAAUAAAGGAUGAAACCGAAGUGAAGGUCCACUGCCAUUUUCAGAAAGACAGUUCACAUCCAGUGCUUCUGUCUCAUUUGACAUACAAUGAAACAUCUAUGGAAUUAACCAAAGAUAUUUGUUCUCUGUAUGCAGAUGGAAAGUCUACAGAAAAUCAGACUGAUGGAGAAUUACUGUAUCCCUCAGAUUGCAAUGGAGUGGGUGAUCAAACUCAGUCUUCUUCUCAUCUUCUGCCUAAAUCAAGCUCUGAUGAGAGAUCAGACAAAAAUCAUGAAAUUAAUCUUUUUAAAAAGAAGCAAAAUACUGGUAGCUGUUCAGACAUCCAAUUGUCAUCACCCAGAAAUAACUGUGUAUUUCAGGUUGAUGAGAUGACAAAUAUAGAUGUUUCUUCAUCAGAAGAUCAAGAAGAUGAGGAGGAUGAGGAUAUUUUUACAGAGCUACCAGUAAAUGAGACAGUCUUGGAAAGUACGCACAAAACAUACCUUUUUCAAGCAAGAGGAGACAGAUAUCACUGCAUCAGCGAUAAAUGCCACCUUCCUCCUGUCAUUGGUUGCAGUGAUCACAAUCAGAAGACACUGAAAGAGUACAAAAUGCAUGUGAAGGCACAGUCUGUAAAGGAAGGAGAAUGUUCAGAAUCUAUGUUGCAUCUGAUGAAGAAACUGGAGCAGCUGAAUAUAGAUAUCGAAGAAGCUCUCAGCAUUGGCUCCUCUCCUUCUGGGACUCCACAAACCAAAAGGCAUAAACAGAUGAUGCUGUCUCAGAAACUGGAUAGAGAAAAAGCAGUUAAGCUAGAUAAUCACCACGUUUUCGACCUAAAUUAUGUGUCGCUACAGAUUGUCAAUGUGUAG